Messenger RNA from Anolis sagrei ordinatus, 6339 nucleotides. It is a transcript of the gene CRYBG2, whose product is annotated as crystallin beta-gamma domain containing 2. Gene Ontology annotation, molecular function: structural constituent of eye lens. Gene Ontology annotation, biological process: lens development in camera-type eye; visual perception. Lineage: Eukaryota; Metazoa; Chordata; Lepidosauria; Squamata; Anolidae. The record is from RefSeq and is a predicted model, not a curated record.
AUCGGGUGGAAUUCCUCAGGCAUCCAGCAAAAGGGAGUUGUCCCCCGAAAGACCGUGUGACAUCAAGAGAGGUCUGCUUCCCAUUCAGUGCAACAUGGAAAAGGCCGCAGUUAGCACCCACCGGCUAGGGAGGUCCAAUGAGAAUACUUCAUUCAAGUGGAAGAAAACACCUACUGAGCUGUCCCCUCAAGAAGAGAAAUCUUCCCUUGGCAAAGCGACAUCCCACAAGACAGAGAGAGGGGGUUCUCGGUCCCAAAGCCCAUCUCGAGUGUCUGUGCUCCUCGAGGCCUGGGAGAAGGGGCUUGUAGGGACAGAUGCUCUUGACUCGCCCUCCGCCGCAGACAACAGACGCACCACUUCCACCGUGCACAGCAGACGCUUGCGUUUCUCCAAAGAAGCUUCUCAACCCCAUUUCCCAUCAAAUGCCAAGAGUUCUGUUUCACCAAGUCAUUCCCCGGUGGAUGCCAAGCGAUCUGUUUCUCCAGCUGGGGGCAAAAGAUGCUUUUCUCCAGCAGAGAACAGGAGCCCUCUUUCUCCGACCCAUCCUCAGACAGAUUCAAAGCGGUCCCGUUCGCCGGCAGAAGCCAAACAAGCUCUUUCUCCAGUCAGUGCCAGGCAGAUCCUUCCUCCAAUAGAAAGCAGGCGGUCUUUUUUCCUAGAAGAAGCUAAGAAGUCCCAGGCUCAGGCAGAACCUAGACCUUCCUUUUCCCGAGCAGAGAAGAAGCGGUCUCGUCCUCCAGCAGAUACUAGGCGGUCUCCUUCACCUGCCCGGACGAGGCGCUCCCAUUCCCCGUCAAAUGUCAGGCGAGCUCUUUCUCCAUCAAACACCAGGUACGCUUGCCAACCUGGAGAUGCUCGCUCGCGCCGCUCCUCAGGAGAUGUCCAGAGCCCUCCUUCUCCAACAGAAGGCAGAUACUCCUUUUCCAUGGUAGAAAGCUAUGACUCUCCCUCUCCAGUGUCUCCUUCUCCAGACACCAGGUCCUUGCCUUCUGUGGCAGAUAUCAGGCGCUUAUACUCUUCAGGAAAUGCCAAGCACUCACAUAACUCAGCGGAAGGUAGCAAUAUGUCUUCCUCGGCCACGACUAGGUCCUCAUCCUCUCUGGUAGAGAGAAGGUACCCAUCUUCCUCAACUGAAGCCCCUUCUCUGGUGGAUUCCAAGUGGCCAUUUUCUGCUGCAGAAGCCACAGGUGCUGAUGCCAAGUUCUCAUGUUCUCCAACGGAUAGCAAGCGCUCCCCUUCCCCGAAUGAUUCGAGAAGUUUUUCUCCCAUUUCAUCUGGGAAGCGUUCUCGUUCCCUCAGCCCUCAGAAAGAUUGCACAACUCAUGGGCCUGUGUUUGCUCAAGUAUAUUCCCCAGACACUAAACCAAAUCUCCUGAUGACGACAAAAAAUAAAGAAACAAAUGACACAACAGCAGCCCAGUCCCAAGGAGAAAGCUGCAGCGGUGUUGCAACUAACACCCAUCUGAAGAGAGAGAUCUUCAUCUCAAAUGGAUCCCAGGAGGAAAAUCUCUCUGCCACCAGGGCAGCAGAGUCCCAGAGGAAAAGCGAUGAUGCAUCAAAUAGCACCAACACUGCUACAGGGACAGGAUCAUCCAGUGCCACGAACACCCAACCUUCUGCAGGGCCUUGUGUGUUGAGUCCCUUGCCCCGUGUUGUUAGCUCCAGCACUGUCGCAAGAUCUCAAACCCAGUGGUACUCUCCCAAGAGUGGCAACAUGGUUGUAUAUAGAUCGGAAAGGCAAGUCAUUGUACCGCAAGGUGGGACUGCCACUGUCUACAGAGCAGGGCGAGAGAUUGUCAUGUCCAGCUCUGGGACAGGAAGUGGGGACAAAUCCCAGCAAGAGAAGUCCUUUGCCUCCCGUUCUGUUGUCUCAAGUGUUUCACCUAACGAGAACAGCCAACCUCAGGAUGGUGUCCCUGAGUCCAAGUCUCCCCAGUUCGUCUCUACAGCCUUCUCUGAUGCUUGUAAUCACUCUACAGCAAGUUCGCAGCCAGGAAGCAGUGUGACUCAAUCUAGAAAUGCCGGCAUGAGUGAUGCCCAGAGGGAAAGGUGUACGCUUUCGCCAACUCCUGCAUUCACAUCAAACGGAGAUGCUACCACAUUUGGGGAGGGAGUUGCUCCUCAGAGAGACUACAGCCGGAACAUCAAACCUGUCUUCAGGACACACGGCAGCUUGUUUGCAGAGAGCAGGUCUGAAAAGGAAAAGAGCACAAUGGCAAAUGGGACAGCACUAGACAGUCAUAAAUCAAGGGGGGAGAUGGCCACUUUAUCUGGAGGCCAGGAUAUCCUUCUAGAGAAUAAGGAACUCACCAGGUGGACUGAGGUAACUGAAGAACAACAAGGCCCAAGAAAAGAUUCACCAGUAUUUCCAUCACAGCCAAGCACAACGUUUGCUGAGACCACAACCUCCUCUCAGAAACCUCCAAGUCAUGAUCAUGGAAACAGCAACAGGGUGGCAGAAUCAGAACCAGAGGAGUAUGUGGACAUGGAGCUUUUUGUAGACACUCUCCGUAACAUGGGGCCUGCUGAAUGCCGAAAGUCUUUGAAGCACCUGCCCAGGACUCCCCGCCUUACCACUCUUGCAAGGAACACUUCCCUUCCUCCCAUCCAUGAAGACCACAUCACACUCAAGUCGCAAGUUCCUCCCCCAUCCGUUCCUGGAGAGUUGCUAGCUGUCACUGAAGAGAACUCAGAAGAAAGAGAGGGGCUCAAGUACGACGGCACAGGCCUUCCUGAGGAAGGAAUAGAGGAAAUCGAGAACCCUUAUCUCAGCAUGGAUGAACAAUUUCACAAUGAAGAUCAGGCCAGGAUGUAUUACCCUUGGGAAAGUAGAACAUUCAGGAACGAAGAGGAAUUUGGGUCUUUCCUGGGGAAGUUGCACCAAGGACCUGGGGAUCAGGAAACCAUUAUGGGCCCAAAUGUCGUCGUGACCAAUCAGAACAACCUAAUCAGAUCCAACGUCCUCAAAGGGGUCUCUCUCCUGUCUGGUCUCCCUGACAAGAAGACGGCGGACGAUAAUAAGCCUUAUUCCCGCUUGGAUAACAGCCUCCUCUACAGCAGGUUCAUCUCUCCAGAGAAAUCCCAAUUCAGAGAUGCAAUGAAAGGGAAUGAUAUGAGGUGUCCUAUUGUUUUGAUGAACCCAGCUAACCCAAAGGAAUGCCAGACCUUCUCAAGUGGGGCUCGAAUGGAAAACACAUAUGAACUUCGGAGUGCUGAGCUGCAACCAUCGGUGAGGCGAGCGGAGCCUUCCUACCGGGUGCUGGGGGCAAGCCGGAGUGCCAAGGAGAUGGCUGCUCGCUCCAAAGGCACCGAGACCCCAUCCCGGCCAGACGUUCAGCUGCAAGAAGAAAGUAAAACAGUCAAGAAGGUGAACGUGCGACCAGGGAAGAUCAUUCUGUACUCAGAGUCAGGCUUUGGGGGAGAAAAGAGGGAAAUCUGGGGUGAUAUUCCAGAUGCCACAGCCUGGCCUCUCUCACAAACCAUUUCCAUCCGCGUAGUCCGAGGAGGCUGGGUGAUGUACGAGAAGCCACGGUACUACGGAAGGAAGUGUGUGCUGGCCGAAGGGGAUGUGGAGAUCACAAACCCUUGGAGAAUAUACCACGAAGAGGGGGAAGAAGCGGAGGAUGUGCCGUUCCAUAUUGGUUCGCUCAAGAGGGUCGUGAAAGACUAUAAGUUGCCUGAGAUCAGCUUAUUUUCCGAGGAAAAUGGAGAGGGCACAAAACAGAGGUUCACGGAUUCCUCAGAAGACACACGGAUGUACAGCAAGCCCUUGAAAGCAGCUUCUAUCAUUGUAUAUUCUGGCCUGUGGCUUGUGUAUUCCAAACCAUACUUUGACGAUGAUCCCUAUGUGCUGGAGCCUGGUGGAUAUCCCAGUUUGCAGGCCUGGGGUGCAAAGGACUCCUCUGUCUGCUCCAUACAUCCCAUUAAACUCGGGUGUCCUGUUGUAGAAAAGGCUGGAGAACCCAAGAUUGUGAUUUAUGAGAAGCCACAAUUCCAAGGCAAGAACUGGGAAGUCAGCCGAGAUAUAUACAACGUGAACAAGCCAGAAAACAGCCAGGACUGCAAAAUACCUACUGUAGGAUCUUUGAAAAUCAUGGGUGGCUGCUGGGUUGGUUACGAGAAGGAAGGUUUUCGUGGCCACCAGUACCUGCUGGAGGAAGGAGAGUACAAUGACUGGAACCAGUGGGGAGGGUACAAUGAACGCCUGAUGUCCCUUCGGCUGAUCCGAACGGACUUCUUGGACCCUGCCCUUGUUCUGUUUGAAGCCAUGGACUUUGAAGAGGGUCCCAGUAUUGAGCUUAGUGAAGCCCUGCCGGAUGUCGAACUGGCCAAUUACGGGACCACGACACAGUCCAUCCAUGUUCAGAACGGAGUGUGGGUGGCCUAUGAAGGCAAGAACUUCUCUGGGGAGCAGUUUAUCCUGGAGAAAGGAGUCUACCGCAACUGUGAAGACUGGGGAGCAAACAACUGCCAGAUCUCUUCAGUGCAACCCAUCCUCCAGGUUGGAGAGCACAGCCUACACUUUGUAUCUAAGAUCCUUCUCUUCUCAGAUGCGGACUUCUUGGGGAAUUAUAUCUCUUUUGAGGAGGAUCAACCAACACUUCCAGAGAACUUUGUCCCACGCUCAUGCAGGGUCAAUGGGGGAAGCUGGAUUCUGUAUGAUGGCCCCAAGUAUUUUGGUGAGCAGUAUGUCCUUUCCGAAGGCGAGUAUCCAACCUUGAGCUCCAUGGGUUGUCUUUUCACCACAGCCAUUGGUUCACUAAAGAAAGUUCCCAUUUUCUUUUCUGAGCCUUCCAUCUUCCUGCAUGGAUUGGAGUGUUUUGAAGGGAAGGAGAUCGAGCUCAAUUCAGAAGUACGGAGCCUCCAAGCCGAGGGAUUCAAUAACCACGUUCUCUCUGUGAGGGUGAAGGGUGGCAUUUGGGUACUGUGUGAACACAAUGACUUCCGCGGUCGCCAGUGGCUCUUGAACUGCAUGGAGAUCACCAACUGGCUGACCUACAGUGGGCUCCAGCACAUAGGCUCACUUUACCCCAUCAGGCAGAAACGAAUCUACUUUCGAUUAAAAAAUGAAGGCCUGGAGACCUUUCUCUCUGUCCCAGAUGAUGUUGAAGACAUGAAAGCUGGGCGUGUUUUGGUCUCAGAGCUCCAUGACAAUAGCAGCUCCAUCUGGUACUAUGAAGAUGGACUCCUCAAGAAUCAGGUUGCACCCAACAUGAGCCUCCAGGUGAUCGGUCCAGCAGGAAGUGGCUCCAAGGUGGUGUUAUGGUCCGAGAGCCGGGUGCCCCAGCAAACAUGGCAAAUCGAUUCUUAUGGGAGGAUCUGCAGCCAGAUGUUUGAAGACAAAGUGGUAGAUGUGAAAGGAGGGAAUGCUUAUGACCAUGAUCAUGCCAUCCUCUGGGACACAUCUGAAGACAGACCCACACAAGUCUGGCAUGUCGAGGUGCUCUGAAGAAGCCCAGCUUGGAAGGGCGGUGCUGUGUUCAGAGCCAGGAAUCGCUUUGUGUGCCAGAGACUUUCCUCUUCCUUGUCCAAGGAGCAUUUUGGGAGCCGUGGACUUUACUUUGUAUACAUCAGACCCUUUCUUCUUGGGAUGGGCCUACUUUGUGAGAGAAGCAAGUUGGUUUCCAACCUCUCCAAGCAAAGACCAAUGGAAGAUGGAGUUCUGAAAAGUGGACUAUGUUUGGCUGGUCCAGGACAAGAGACUAGCAAUGUAAUGAAACCCGGUUUUGCAGUGUUAACAUGGGUGGGACUUUGGAUUGCAGGGACAAUGGUAUUAUCUGUCACCUUUUCACCUCCCUUAAACCUCCCCUGUUCUCCCUGAGCUUUGUUGGCGGGGGAAGUCUAUCUUCCAUGCAAUCAUCCCUUGUUGUGAGCUAUACCUGUUGUAUUGUAAAGUGUUUCAGGGCAGCUUGGACUAGAGCAGACAGUUAUGGCCAUCAGCUUGAUGGACGGACGGAUGGACGGAAGGAGGGAGGGAGAGAGGGAAAGAGCUGUCCCUGGAGGAGAGGAAAACGUCUGAAAAUGGUUUGUUGAUGUAGAGCAACACCGGCGCCUGAACCUUUGGACUCUUUUUGAGGGUGUGACUAUGGAGACUGUCAUAAUCAGCUGCACUUCAGAACUUCCCAUAACAUUCCUGCAGGAGGCACUUAUUAUGCAAAUAGAAGAUAGUGAAGCCGUCAAAGUUUCAAAGCAUCCCUCUUCCUAGCUUAAAGCUUUUUAAAACGGGAUAUGUGUGUCUUCAAACCUCUAUUUAUGUACUUGUGUAUGAUAGCAUGCCUUUUAUAAACUCUCUGCUUGGUGGGUUGAUUUGUUGGAUUCUGUUUUAAUAAUAAUAAUAAU